CACAUGUCAAGUACUGAUGUUACUGCGCGUAACACCCCCCACGCCCCCUAAAUCUCUGUUUCGCGUUUGUGUGUUUGGCACACUUUAAAAUGUUUUUGUUAGAACGUUGAGCGUCUGGAAAAGAUCAGCGAAAACAUGGCGUUUAGAACCUGGACCUACUUUCUACCGCGGAGGAGGCUGCUCGGCUGAGCGUUGGGGGAGGGGCUUGUCCGGGAUGUGUAGAAUGUAACUUUGUAACUUUGCAAAUGUCUGCCCAAUAAGUCUAUCCGUCGACUUCUCGGUGCUUCCAUUGCCGCGACGAGGAAACCGCGUGGUUAUAAACAGGCGGCGAGACUUUGUCGCUAAACUUGGCGCGGCUAGCUGCUUAGCUAGUUAGCUCAUGUAGCUUUAGCGCGUCCGUUAGCAGACUCCAGACUCUGUCCCACCGGAAGCUCGCAGCGCCGCGGGACUUUCGUCCUGCCAGCGCGUGGAGGCUUGGAAAUGGGCACCAGAACCGGAACCGCCGCCGAGGCGGACGGGGGCCGGUUUGAAGUCCGGCAGUACGAGGCGGAGGUGAUUGACAGCGGCUCGGAGCAGGACUCUGACUCCGGGGAGGACGAGGAUCCAGCCCGAGCCAGGAGAGGCGUCAAGCGGGAGAGGGACGAAUGGGCACUCGGUCACCAGUCCGCCGCCCCCUCCGCGGGCCUGAGCGGGGGUCACGGCGGGGUCACCGCGGGGACGCCGGGAGCGAAGCCCGGCAAGAAAACGCGCGGGAGGGUGAAGAUCAAGAUGGCGUUCAUCGACAACAAACUGAGGCGAUACACAACUUUUAGCAAGAGGAAGACUGGCAUCAUGAAGAAGGCCUACGAGCUGUCCACGCUGACGGGCACGCAGGUGUUGCUGCUGGUGGCCAGCGAGACGGGCCACGUGUACACCUUCGCCACCAGGAAGCUGCAGCCCAUGAUCACCUCGGAGACGGGCAAAGCUCUGAUCCAGACCUGCCUCAACUCCCCCGACUCUCCGCCGCGCUCCGACCCGUCUUCCGACCAGAGGAUGAGCGCCACGGGCUUCGAGGAGACCGACCUCACUUACCAAGUGAGCGAGGCCGAGGGUUGCGCCGACAUGGCCAAGGAGCUCAACAAAGCCGCAUUCACCAAUUCCAAUAUGGUGUGCGGCACCACCUCGUCCCCCGCGACCAUGCAGGUGCAGACUAGCCCCGCCUCCUGGCAGCCGUCCUCCACCAACGGGGGGGUGUUGAAGACGUCGGCGGGCGUGGUCUUUCCUGCCGGCUUUACUUUGAUGUCAGGUAGUGCGUCUCUGCCCCCCGGCACGCACACCAUCCCGCUCAGUCAGCUGCAGGGUCCCGUGGGCCCCGGCGUCACGCUGCACGCCGCGCCCCCUCAGCCAACCACGCUGCUCCGCCUCCCCACGACCGUGUCGCUGUCAGGGGGCGGAGUCUCCCAGCAGCUGCAGAGCGUCCAGUCCAGCAGCGCGCCCACCUCCGCCAAACAGAGCAGCUCUGACGUCCGUAGCCCCGCCUCCUCUGCAGCCACUGUGGUCACCUCUUCCUCCUCCGUCGCCGCUCACAUGAUGUACCCCGGAGGUCACACGGUCAUGUACGCCACACCCACGUCCGCUCUCGGCGACGGCCUCGCCGUUCUCAACACCUUCUCUCAAGCAGGCCACGCCCAGUCACAUGACUCUGCGUCCGUCCCGCAGGUCUUCCUGGCGUCCCUCCCCCCGGUCGCCGCCCAGAUCCCCGUCUCGGCCGUGCAGCUGCACCCGAUGGUGAUCGGUCCGCAGAGCGGCCCCGGUGGCGGCAACCUGACAGAGCUGCAGGUGGUCAGCGUGGACGUGCAGCAGGCGAAAGAAGGCUGACCACUUCCUCUUCACCUAUUUUUAUCUUGGGGGGGAAAAAAAACAAAUAUUCUUUCUACUUCUGUGUUCCUUUUAUUGUGAAAGGAUGUCAUUGACGUGAACGUACCAACUGACAUCAUCUUCACCGACAAAGUGCCAUAAACAGAUUAUUUCCUCACGCCUGAAUACCCCGCCCGUGAUGUUGCGUUCAAGGACACAGGUCACCCAUCUGUGACACCCGAACCUUCCUGUCUAUGCAGCACUUGACUGGACUGUUUCCCUGAUCAAUAAAUACUCCUCAUGCAACUCCAGGUCCUCCCAUGCACAGGAGUAAUAAUUGAUGUGACUGCUCUCGGCCGCCAGGGGGCACAUGUGCAUGGUAGAGACGGACCGUGCGUCUUUUACUGUGACCGCGAAGUCUUAAUAUACGGUAAGCAACAAACAUUGAAUCAUGUAUUGUUAUAAUUAGAAAACGUGACAUCUCCAUGUACUUCUUCAACCUUUUUUUUUUCUUAUUUUUUUUAUAAACCUUUGUUUAUAAAUUUCAACAUUUACAAACUGUUGAGAAAUAAUAAUUAAAGUAAGUACAAAACAGCGCCAGGGGGUUGUAAAUUAAAAGUAGCUAAAUUAGAAUGCAAUAUAUAUGUAUAUAUAUAUAAAUAUAUAUAUGUGUACUUCUUCAACCAGCUGCUAUGGCGCGGCUAAUUUGACGUCAUAUCCAGAGUCGCGGUUGAUAUGACGUCACAUCCGGAGUCGCGGCUGAUAUUUUUUAGGAUUGCACUAAGAAAAAGUAAAAAAAAAACCAUUGUACGUAUAUUUUUUUAAAGACUGGGUUGAAUAAAAGAAUAUAGAGAAUUGUUCCAUCUCAGUCCACACUCCAUAUCAGAAGAUGGCGCUAAUGCACACCAGAAGGCUGCUCAUAGACAUCUUCUAAGGGUACGCAGCAUGGAGCGCUACUGCCUACUGGCGCUGACGAGACACGGUGCCGCCAUCUUGGAGUGGUGAUCAGUGCAAUUCAUUUGGCAGGAGCAAUGAACUGUCAGCACAUUUAAUUCAUCUUACCUCACUGAAUACCACUGAUUUUCACGCGCUUUUUUUGUCAUACGUGUAGCUAUGAUAAAGGACACAUGUUUAUUAUUCAUAGUUUGCUUAACCGUAAUAUAAUAUUCUUAUAUGCUAUAAGUGACCAGACGUCCCAGAUCAAAACUGGGAAUAUAAUCCCAGAGAAGGGGAAAAAACUAUUUUUAAAUUGAAGAAUCAAUAUGACUAGGUUAUAUAUACAUGCUACAUAAACAAUGUAUGAAUACAUUAGAUAU
Messenger RNA from Entelurus aequoreus (snake pipefish), 3152 nucleotides. Its product is annotated as serum response factor-like. Lineage: Eukaryota; Metazoa; Chordata; Actinopteri; Syngnathiformes; Syngnathidae. The coding region runs from base 481 to 1857 and encodes 458 amino acids. Gene Ontology annotation, molecular function: protein dimerization activity; DNA-binding transcription factor activity, RNA polymerase II-specific; RNA polymerase II cis-regulatory region sequence-specific DNA binding. Gene Ontology annotation, biological process: positive regulation of transcription by RNA polymerase II. The transcript has 8 exons. The record is from RefSeq and is a predicted model, not a curated record.